UUCUGUUGGCAGGACAAAAGCACAAACUGUUUAUUUUUUUUCUUUUCCAAACGUUGUGCUAAAAACCAGCCACUGUCACUGAACCAUAUAAAGGACAUGCUUUCUUCUCAUUAGAAAGAUAAUUUCUUAGCCAUUUUCAAACCACUCUGAAUCUGUGAGACCUUCAUUGUGCACAUAUCUGGUUUACUGCUACUACAACCAUGCCACCUCUUGGGGUGCAACUCAGUAUUCAAGAUCGUCAUGUGGUGAUGGACAAUGGCAUACUACAAGUCACAUUGUCCAAUCCUGAGGGAAUUGUGACUGGAAUUCAGUACAAUAGCAUUGACAACUUGCUUGAAGUUUUGAAUGACGAAUCUAACAGAGGAUAUUGGGACCUUGUUUGGAGCUCACCAACCAGUACAGGAACCACCGGUAGAUUUGAUGUGAUAAAGGGAACCACUUUCAAAGUUAUAGUGGAAAAUGAGGACCAAGUUGAGGUAUCCUUCACUAGGAUGUGGGAUGCUUCCCUUGAGGGCAAGUUGGUUCCUUUGAAUAUUGAUAAGAGGUUCAUAAUGCUUCGUGGUUGUUCUGGCUUCUACUCGUAUGCAAUUUAUGAGCACUUGGAGGAUUGGCCUGCUUUCAAUCUUGACGAAACAAGAAUAGCUUUCAAGCUUAGAAAAGAGAAGUUCCAUUAUAUGGCAAUGGCAGAUAAUAGACAAAGAGACAUGCCUCUUCCAGAUGACAGAGUACCACCUAAAGGCCAACCACUUGCAUAUCCAGAAGCAGUUCUACUUGUCAACCCUAUUGAACCAGAACUAAAAGGAGAGGUGGAUGACAAGUACCAAUAUUCAUGUGAUAACAAAGAUAGCCAAGUUCAUGGAUGGAUUUGCAAGGAUCCGGGUGUCGGAUUCUGGCUAAUUACGCCUAGCAAUGAGUUUCGAUCUGGUGGACCCCUCAAACAAAACUUAACUUCCCACGUUGGACCUACCACGCUUGCUGUGUUUCUAAGCGCUCAUUAUAGCGGAGAGGAUCUGGUGCCUAAGUUCAAAGCUGGUGAGGCAUGGAAGAAAGUUUUUGGUCCAGUUUUUAUCUAUUUAAAUUCUACUGAUGAUGGAAGUGCCGUCCCUAAUCUAUGGGACGAUGCUAAACUGCAGAUGUUGGUGGAAGUCCAAAGCUGGCCCUACAGUUUUCCUGAUUCAGAUGAUUUCUCAAAGUGGGAUGAACGUGGUAAUGUUAGUGGCAGACUUUUGGUUAGAGACAGGUAUAUAGACGAUGACUACAUAUCAGCGAAAGGUGCCUACGUUGGCUUGGCUCCACCUGGAGAAGUGGGAUCUUGGCAAAGAGAAUGCAAGAAUUACCAGUUUUGGGCUAAAGCAGAUGAUGAUGGCUAUUUCACCAUCAGCAAUAUUCGUGUUGGCGACUAUAAUGUGUACGCAUGGGUACCUGGUUUUAUUGGUGACUAUAAAUAUGAUGUGACUAUGACCAUAACAGAAGGUAUUCAUCAACCAGUUUUAUCACUUUUAUUUUUGAAGCUACAGAAAGUUUUUGUGCUAAGUAUUUUGUAUUUGGUUUCUAUGAAAACAGUUUGUGACAUAGACAUUGGGGAUCUUGUAUAUGAGCCACCAAGAGAUGGUCCCACAUUGUGGGAAAUAGGCAUCCCUGAUCGCUCUGCUGCCGAGUUCUAUGUUCCUGAUCCAAAUCCCAAAUAUAUCAACAAACUCUAUGUUAAUCAUCCUGACAAGUUUAGGCAAUAUGGGUUAUGGGAGAGAUAUGCAGAAUUAUACCCUGACAAAGACUUGAUCUACACUGUUGGUGUUAGUGACUACACCAAAGAUUGGUUCUUUGCUCAAGUUACCAGGAAGAAAGAUGACAAUACUUAUCAAGGAACCACAUGGCAAAUCAAGUUUAAGCUUGAUAAUGUGAACAAAAGCAGUAUUUAUAAACUUCGAGUGGCUUUGGCAUCAGCCACAUUUUCUGAACUUCAGGUUCGAGUUAAUGAUCCAAAAGCAAAUCGUCCUCUAUUUUCAAGUGGAUUGAUUGGAAGGGAUAACUCAAUCGCUAGACAUGGAAUUCAUGGCCUUUAUUGGCUUUACAAUGUGGACAUACCAGGCACUCGACUUGUAGAAGGAGAUAACACCAUCUUCUUGACACAGACAAGAGGCAAUGGCCCAUUUCAAGCUAUUAUGUAUGAUUAUAUUCGUUUGGAAGGUCCAUCUGAGUCUAGUUUCAAUAAGAAAAAUUAAGAGAGCUUUUAGAAGGUCCAUCUAUAGUCUAGCAAUUCCUUACAUUGUGUCUGACUAUGUAAAGAAAUUUUGCUACUUGUUCUUCAAUUAUUGCUCAUUGUGUAUGCGAAGUCUACCUUGAAGUUCUUUAAGCUUUGUCUUUAGUUCGAUCACUGGACUCAUGUAUGGAUAAAACAUUAUUAAGAGGGUUGUUGUCACUUUGACAUCUGAGUGUAUGGUGAAAUCUCUGAGGUGGGAGGACAUUGAGAAAAAAAUGUUACAUAAAUUUUUAGUUCUACAUUUUACAAUCAAAUUUAGUUUGGUCUCUACCA
Messenger RNA from Lotus japonicus, 2533 nucleotides. RefSeq names its product probable rhamnogalacturonate lyase B. Gene Ontology annotation, biological process: carbohydrate metabolic process. Gene Ontology annotation, molecular function: catalytic activity; carbohydrate binding. NCBI's taxonomy places the organism in Eukaryota, Viridiplantae, Streptophyta, Magnoliopsida, Fabales, Fabaceae. The coding region runs from base 201 to 2222 and encodes 673 amino acids. The transcript has 14 exons. The record is from RefSeq and is a predicted model, not a curated record.